Messenger RNA from Anopheles merus, 1931 nucleotides. RefSeq names its product alanine--glyoxylate aminotransferase 2, mitochondrial. Gene Ontology annotation, cellular component: mitochondrion. The transcript is spliced from 7 exons. The record is from RefSeq and is a predicted model, not a curated record. Gene Ontology annotation, molecular function: L-alanine:glyoxylate transaminase activity; pyridoxal phosphate binding. Bases 171 to 1706 code for a protein of 511 amino acids. Gene Ontology annotation, biological process: glyoxylate catabolic process. Lineage: Eukaryota; Metazoa; Arthropoda; Insecta; Diptera; Culicidae.
UUCAUCCGCUCACACCAGUCUUCCGUUGAUCGUCGAGCGCUGAAGUUCAUCGGUGCGGCACCCUCGAGCAACGUCGGGCGUAAAUUGCAAUCAAAACCAACACCGUGUGCGCUUGUGUGUCUGCGCCUGUUAACGUAUGCCUUACGUUCAAAAACCACGACCGGUUUGAGAUGCUCCUGAUGAACCUACAGCGCUUAUCAGCUAGUUCACUUGGAGGCCGAUCCCUGUGCCGAAGACUCACAACUCAACCCAACACCCAACAUCCAGAAUCGGUAAAGCGGCAGCUACGACAGACCCAAACGCAGCAUGAGUCGCCACCGUACAAGGGCCAAAGUUUCGAUGAGGUCGUGGAGCUGCGUAAGCAGUACCUGACGCCAAAUGUGACCUCGUAUUACAAGAAGCCGUUGUUAAUUCAUAAAGGCAGCGGGUCACAGCUGUUUGACCAGGACAAAAGCUAUUUGGACAUGUUUGGUGGUAUCGUUACGGUGUCUGUAGGCCACUGCCAUCCGAAAGUAAAUGCCGCCCUCGAAGAACAGCUUCGCACCCUGUGGCAUACGACGAACAUUUACAUGCACCCAAAGCUGCACCAAUAUGCGGAGAAGCUGGUCGCUAAAAUGCCGGGCGAUCUGAAAAACGUUUACUUUGUCAACUCGGGCUCUGAGGCGAACGAUUUGGCCAUGAUGAUUGCGCGCCUGUACACAGGCAACCAUGACAUCAUCAGCUUCCGAAACGCUUAUCACGGAGCGUCGCCAUAUACGAUGGGCCUGACGGCGCACUCUACCUGGCGCUAUCCGCUGCCCGGUCUCAAUAGCGGCAUUCUGCACGCGAUGAAUCCCGACCCCUACACGGGAAUCUGGGGCGGCAAGCAGUGCCGUGAUUCGCCGGUACAAACUACACGCAGUUGCGACUGCCAGGAGGGCCAGUGCAAGGCGACGGAUAUGUACUAUGACCAGCUGGAGCAGCUAUUCAAAUACUCUCUGCCGCGCGGCAAGGUGGCCGGCAUGUUUGCUGAAUCGAUUCAGGGCGUCGGAGGCACUGUGCAAUACACCAAGGGCUACAUAAAGCGGGCCGCCGAGCUUGUGCGAGCAAACGGUGGACUGUUCAUCUCGGACGAGGUGCAAUCCGGUUUCGGUCGCACUGGAGAGCACUAUUGGGGAUUCGAAGCCCAUGACAUCGUGCCGGAUAUAGUGACCAUGGCGAAAGGAAUCGGAAAUGGUUUCCCUAUGGGUGCGGUGGUUACUUCGCGCAAAGUGGCGGAGGUACUGUGCCAGGCCCUGCAUUUCAACACCUUUGGUGGCAACCCGCUCGCCUGUGCGGUCGGAAUGGCUGUUCUGGACGUCAUCGAUGAAGAGGAGCUACAAAAAAACUCACUUGAUGUAGGCACCUACAUGUUGAAGGGAUUGGAACGGCUCCGGGACAAGCACGAUGUAAUUGGGGACGUGCGAGGAAAGGGAUUGAUGAUUGGUGUGGAGCUGGUUGCCGAUAAAGAAACGCGACAGCAUCUGAGUGCACCGCAUUUUGUCGACAUCUGGGAGAUGUGUAAAGACAUGGGCGUUUUGUUCGGCCGCGGUGGUCUGAAUGCAAACGUAUUGCGUAUUAAACCGCCAAUGUGUGUCAAUCGAACGGAUGCUGACUAUGCACUGGCCGUCAUCGAUUAUUGUUGCGAUCAGUACAUGAAGAAACAAAAGCGUGGCUCCAGACGCUGACUCUUGUCAAAUGUGUUCUACUGUGAUUUUUGAGAUUCCCUUCAGGUUUUGGACACCUGCAUAUAUUUUAAGUGCAAGUAUUUUUUAUGAUUAAGUAAGUUUAUGCCUGCUCUUACGAAACAUUACAUUCCAUAUUUUAUCUGUGAUGUAAGACUGUGAAACAAUAAAAAGAAAAACAAUAAAUUCAACUCUUUGAGUGGAUACUAUUUCGGAUAACAAAUGAAA